UGUUUCUAACUUAUGUGUUGCCGUCUUCUCUAACGUAUGAGAUUUAUACAACGACGAUGAAUCUCUCCACGAGGCUCGUUGAGAAACUUCCCGGAAUCUUACCGGCGCCGUAUUCUCCUCUUCUCCGUAAAGGAGUCUCCGAGUUAAGAUUCUUUUCGAUAGCUAAUCACAGUAGAAGAUUGAGAUGGGGAUUACAAAAGAAGAUGGUUUGGAGUUUGGAGAGAGCUGAAACAUGUGUAGUGAGCAAUUCAUGUUUAGUUCAUCCUGCAACUGAAGCCUAUGCACAAGAAGCUAUUGAAGCAAUCAAAUCUGAGAAAGUUAUAGCUGUACCCACUGAUACGCUUUAUGGCUUCGCUUGUGAUGCUUGUUCGUUAGAAGCGGUGAACCGGAUUUAUGAGAUCAAAGGGCGUAAGCUAACAAGCCCUUUAGCCAUAUGUGUUGGCGAUGUAUUAGAUAUCAAGAGAGUUGCUACAACGAAUCACUUACCUCAUGGUUUACUCGAUUCGCUCUUGCCCGGUCCAGUCACUCUCGUACUUCAACGAGGUGAAUCAAGCAUUCUUGAAAAGUCUUUGAAUCCCGCGAUUGAUACUAUUGGAGUAAGGGUACCAGAUUGUGAGUUCAUUAGGGAAGUAUCGAGAGGUUCGGGGAGUGUGUUGGCUCUUACAAGUGCUAACCUAAGCGGUGACAGAAGCAGCGUUUGUGUUAGAGAUUUUGAGAAUCUCUGGCAGCAUUGUGCUUAUGUCUAUGAUGGUGGUUUGCUUCCAUCAGGUCGAGCAGGAUCUACAAUAGUCGAUCUGACUAAUGUGGGAAAGUAUAAGAUCAUUAGACCCGGAAGCGCGAAGCAUGCAACAGUGGCGAUUCUUGAAAGGUAUUUGCUAGAGGAAGAACAAGAAGAAGAAGACCUUUAAGAGAAGAAAGCUAAACUUGCAAAAGAAUCUGAGAGUAUGCUUUACUUCUUACUAGAUUUUUUGGUAUGUAUGUUUUUUGUUGUAAUACGAGAAGAUUGUUGUUGGUUUAGAUGACCGUGUGCUAUACCUACCUACCUCCGGUUCUCGUGGUACACGCAUGUGUGGACCGGUUUCAUAAUUUUUAGUCAAGUUUGUUAUUGGGAAAAAUGCAAAAAAAAAACCUAAAGUUAUUUUUAUUUGGA
Camelina sativa (false flax) is the source of this 1150-nucleotide messenger RNA. RefSeq lists its product as uncharacterized. Gene Ontology annotation, molecular function: double-stranded RNA binding; nucleotidyltransferase activity; tRNA binding. The record is from RefSeq and is a predicted model, not a curated record. Gene Ontology annotation, biological process: regulation of translational fidelity. Lineage: Eukaryota; Viridiplantae; Streptophyta; Magnoliopsida; Brassicales; Brassicaceae. Gene Ontology annotation, cellular component: cytoplasm.